AUGGAAGGUCUAUCACGUUUACCAGGAAAUUCAUUCUCUGAUCCAACACAAAGUAAUUUUCAUGUCAGUCAUACACUCGAACUUAAAAAUGGUCAUCGAGUUACCAAAUGGCCAGAAGUUGGAUUAGGUGGUACACGUAUUAAUUACAAUAAAAUGAGCGAAGAUGAAGCAGAACUUCUUCGAAAUUAUCGUCCUGAAUUAGUUUAUGGUAAAUGUGUUGUUCAAGUGCCUGAUAAAUUCGUUCCAGCUACAUUAGCAUUGGAUAAAAAAGUUCUUCGCUUUUUUGGAUAUUUUAAACAAACAGUGCCUGAAAGUCCUAAUGAAUAUUAUCGUGUACGACCAGUGAAAAUUUUCUAUUAUCUUGAAGAUGAUAGUUUAGAAAUACAUGAAGAAGUACAGGAAAAUAGUGGAAUUCCACAAGGAAAAUUAAUACGUCGUCAUCGUUUUCCAAAAAAUGAUCAAGGUGAAACAUAUAAUUUUCGUGAUCUUAAUCUUGCACAAAAUUUAGCUAUUUAUGGAAAAGUAUUUCGUAUUUGUGAUUGUGAUGCAUUUACUCGUGAAUGGCUUGAAAGUGAAGGUUUACAUGUAAAUCAACCAGAAAUGAUUCCACGUGAUCCAUAUAUAACAAAACGUAAUCAUGUAAAUGAAUUAAAAUCAUAUAAAACUAGAAAUGAUUUUGAUAAACUUAAACAAUUUGUUGAAAUGGAUAGAAAAGUUUUACGAUUUUAUGCCAUUUGGGAUGAUCGAUCACAAAUGUUUGGAGAGAAACGAGAAUUUAUUAUUCAAUACUAUUUAGUUAAUGAUACAAUGGAAGUACGAGAAGUACAUAAAGCUAAUGAUGGUCGUGAUCCAUUUCCUAUACUUAUUACACGACAUAAAAUUCCAAAGGAUCGUUAUGAUAUUAAAGGUACUUUUCCGCAUGUCUUUCUUGAAUUAGCUGAUACUGAAAUAAAAAAUUAUUUUAAACCAUCUGAUUUAAUGAUUGGUAAAACAGUGAAUAUAUAUGGACGUGAUUUUCACCUUUAUGAUUGUGAUUUAUUUACAAAGACAUUUUAUACAAAAAAUUUUGGUGUUAGCAAUUUUGAACCUAUUAAUGUUGAAGAACCACCGGAAGAACCUGCUAAAAUGGAAAUUCCACCAUAUAAUGGUUUUGGUACAUUAGAAGAUUCAUUCCAGAAUUGUUUACGUCUUCAACCUGAUCGACCGAAAAAAGAUUAUGUAAAAUUAAUGGAAAAUGAUCAUCGUGUACUUCGUUAUGAAGCUAUUCUAGAUAGUGCACGUGAAAUUGAUAAAACACGUAAAUUUAUUAUUAGCUAUCGUCUUGGUGAUGAUACAAUCAGCAUUCAUGAACCACCACAACGCAAUACUGGUGUAAUUGGUGGUCGCUUUCUCGAACGAACACGUGUAGCAAAACCAGAUUCUACACCUGAACAUCCUCAGUAUUAUGGUCCAUCAGAUUUUUAUAUUGGUGCGAUGAUAGAAAUAUUUCGUCAACGUUUUAUAAUUCGUUCAGCUGAUUUAUUUGUAUUAAAAUAUGCUGAAGAACAUCCUGAACAAUUUUCAUCGUCAGCUAUUGAUUCUUUACGACAACAUUUAAGUAAUGAACAAGGUCGUCCCGAUGCUCGACUUAAUACAAAUGUUCAUGUUCAACGUAAACCAGGCGAUUUUAUUCUUUUAUAUGCUGAAAUUCGUAAUAAAUUAAAAUCUAUGCGUAUAACAAAUCAUGAAGAAAUUCGUCAGAUGUUUUUACGUUAUGAUAAAGAUCGUUCUGGUUAUUUAUCUCGAGAAAGUAUAACAGAUUUAUUGCGACAAAUAAAUUUACCACUUGAAAAUGAUAUAAUCGAUGCGAUGAUUGCUGAAUGUGCAACAAAUAGGCAAGGAAAAAUUGAUUUAUAUGAAUUUUUACGUUUUUUUGAAAAAUAA
Molecule: messenger RNA, 1923 nt
Organism: Adineta steineri
Lineage: Eukaryota; Metazoa; Rotifera; Eurotatoria; Adinetida; Adinetidae
Source: the annotation of a GenBank genome assembly